AUGGAGGCGAGCACGGGCAUCCGGGAGGGUCGGUACCGCGAACAGAACGCCGCAUUCCACGGCGUGCGCCAUAGCCUGUGGACCUCGGGCAAGAGGGGCAGCGGCGGCGGUGGGGAAUAUGAACACGUCGAGCUGGAUGAGGUCGGGCUUAUCAAUCGCCCUGCAAAUGUUGUGAGCGUCGAGAGCAGCCAGCCGGGGCACCAGACGCCUGGAAGCUCGCAUGGGGACGUCGAGGUUACGAGAGGGGUCAGGGUGGAUUCAGCUAGUAUUGUAGGUGGAAUUGCUAUCAGUCUCAAGCGAAGUGACACCCCUCCCUUUCCCAACGGGCCCGUCCGCCGGUCGUCUGUGGCGAAGGUUAUAGAAGAGUAA
Diaporthe citri is the source of this 369-nucleotide messenger RNA. RefSeq lists its product as uncharacterized. The coding region runs from base 1 to 369 and encodes 122 amino acids. Lineage: Eukaryota; Fungi; Ascomycota; Sordariomycetes; Diaporthales; Diaporthaceae. The record is from RefSeq and is a predicted model, not a curated record. The transcript has 2 exons.